This is a messenger RNA of Rhopalosiphum padi (bird cherry-oat aphid), 1329 nucleotides long. RefSeq lists its product as uncharacterized. Bases 210 to 878 code for a protein of 222 amino acids. The transcript has 4 exons. The record is from RefSeq and is a predicted model, not a curated record. Lineage: Eukaryota; Metazoa; Arthropoda; Insecta; Hemiptera; Aphididae.
CGCAAGUAAAUGGUCACCACCGCGGCCACUUCUAUAAAUAGUACUUGCAACUCCGCGGAGACGUUGACUAUCGCUUGGACAUUCCCUGGUCCUGUUUCGUCUCCAUAGUGUUCUUGCCAGUGCAAGUAGUUUCGUCUUCCAAAUCAUCCAAUUAUCAAGAUGACUGGAACUGUAUCUUUUGGACUUUUCGCCUUUGCGCUGACGGUGACAUGCUGUUUGGCGGCCAUCAACGAAGUGAAAAACCAACAACCCCCGUUACGCAGAAACCUGGUCGUUUCCUCAGCUUGCCCGUCGCUCAGAAAUGUAGUCAAAGACCGAAAGAAGUUCACGUACAAAGGACGCAAUUACUUCUACAGUGGACACACUCAACAGUACAAAACAUCCAAAGUAGAUUGGUUAGAAGCAAGAAAUAUCUGCCGAGAAUAACUGCAUGGACCUCGUAUCGAUUGGAAACUCAAGAAGAAAACAAUCUCAUUUUCCGAUUGAUCCAACAAAACGACGCGCCGUACAUCUGGACCAGCGGACGGCUGUGCGACUUCAAGGGCUGCGAGAACAGGUCGGACCUUGAGCCGAAGAGCGUGAAUGGAUGGUUCUGGUCGGCCACCCGGGGCAAAAUACCGGCCACCAACCAGACGUCGACCGGUUGGACGUACAGCCCGUGGAGCAAGAGCGGCCACAAGAAGACACCGCAACCGGACAACGCCGAGUUCGACAUCAACGGUACCGUCGAGUCGUGCCUGAGCGUGCUGAACAACGUGUACGGCGACGGCAUCGCGUGGCACGACAUCGGUUGCUAUCACGAGAAGCCGUUCGUGUGCGAGGACAGCGACGAGCUGCUCAACUACGUGGCGGCCACCAACCCGGGACUCCAACUCUGAUUGCCCACACAGUCGAUACCAUAAAAAAAAAAAAAUCACCCCCCCCCUCCUCGAGUCAUCCCCCCCACCCUAUAUACGGGAUAAGCGACAGCCGCCAGUCACAGUGCAAUCCAAAAUAUUAUAUUUCCGCCGUGUACCCCGGUAACAAUAACACUAAUGAUAAUAUAUCAUACUCGUCGACCGCGAAUUCAAAUCGGAUAUCCGUGCGAUGUAGAAGGCGCCGGUGACGGUUCCUCCCACGUUAUUACGGUAUAAUAUUUUAAAAUGCCGCGCGUGCGUCGUCGGCCACUCGGUAAAUCACUGUCAAUAAUAAUUGGCAGCGACAUCUAUCGUCCAUGACAAAUAUUCAGGAUUCGCAUACCACGUCAUCGGUCCGCGGCGGUACGGUCGUGUAAUUCUAGUUUUUCAUUUCUUUCUACCCGUCAUAGUACCCAUACUAUACCGUCGUAGA